AUGUCCGAACCAGAUUAUGAUUCUCUGAGUCAAUAUUCAGAAGGAUUUUUAAAGAGUGGAUCACAGUCCUGUUUCACGGACACUUUAUCUCAAGCGUCGUAUGGGGAUGACGUCUUGUCAGAAAAUCGCAACGAGAAUCCCGAUUUCGAACUAGACGAUGAUCAGGACGAUGAAUUGACCGAUCUCCCAAAACAUGCUUGCAGGUAGAAAUUUUUGUAUUGUAUUAUUUGUUUGGUUUUAGGUAUUGCGGCUAUCACAAUUCGGCUUCUAUGGCUCUAUGCACGGUUUGUGACAAAUGGUUUUGCAAUGGAAAAGGAAACACAACUGGCAGUCAUAUUGUAAAUCAUCUUGUCCGCUCAAACCACCGGGAAGUGUCUUUGCAUAGAGAUGGACCACUGGGCGAAACCCAGUUGGAAUGCUAUCAUUGUGGUUCAAGGCAUGUUUUUGUAUGUGCAAUAUUUUUGUUUAGGAACGUUUUUAUGAUGGGUUAUAUCACUGCGAAAGCUGAUUCCGUCGUUGUUAUGCUUUGUCGAAUUCCAUGUGCUUCAUUGGCCGCACAGAAGAGUAGUAAUUGGGAGGCGGAGGACUGGAAACCCCUAAUUUCUGAAAGGCAGAUUGUUUCCUGGAUACUAAAGGUUCCCACUCAGCAGCAACAGAUGAGAUGUCGUCAAAUUACGGCAGCUCAGAUAAAUCGUUUGGAGGAGAUGUGGAAGGUGGGUCUGUUUACUUUUGGUUGUUACAUACUGUUUAGGAUAACAAUGAUGCAACUGUCGAAGACUUAGACCGCCCAGGGCUCGAUGAUGAACCGGAACCCGUUAGAUUACGAUACGAAGAUGGUGUACAAUAUUUCAAUAUUUUGAAUCCAUUGGUAUCUCUCGAAGCUCUUUAUGAUAGAAAAAUGAAGGAACAGAUGAGCUAUCCCGUGAGCCAAGUGCGAUGGGAUAUUGGUUUGAAUAAAAAAUUAGUGGCCUCUUUCAAUCUUCCUGAGUUCAGGGAUGGAAGUAGGUUUUUAUUCGUCUAGGUUAAACUCUUUAGAUAUGAAGUUGAUGAUUGGAGAUGAGCUUAGAUUGAAACAUCAACAAACCGUCGAUGGAAGUGAGUGGACAUGCGAGGGAAGGAUCAUUAAAAUUCCCGAUAACCAUGGAGACAAGUUUAUGCUUGAGGUGGGAUAUAACACAGAAAUGCCGUCUAAUAAGAGAACCAACUUCCUAUGUGAAUUUGUGUGGAAAGGAACAGCAUUCAAGAGGUAUGACUGCAAGUUUAUUCUAUUUGUUUUAGAAUGAAGGAUGCUUUGAUGAGACUGGCCAACAGAAAGUCUUGUGUCUCCCAGUUCAUUUACCACAAGUUAAUGGGGCACGACGUGAACGACAUCAAGUUUCAGAUAAAUUUGCCGCGUCGCCUCGAGACUCCUGGUCUUCCGCCUCUUAAUCAUUCACAGGAAGAGGCUGUCCGAACAGCUCUUGUCCAACCGUUGACUUUGAUUCAAGGACCUCCGGGAACCGGGAAAACUGUCACUUCUGCCGCUUUGGUCUAUCACAUGGUGAAAGUAAGCAAGGAACCGGUUCUGGUUUGUGCGCCUUCUAAUAUAGCUGUUGAUCAACUUGCCGAGAAAUUGCACAAGACGGGUUUGAAGGUGAUCCGUUUCUGUGCUAAGGGAAGGGAAACUGUCGACAGCCCUGUUGCUUUUCUCACCUUACACAAUCAAUUGAAGGCUCUCCAUGGGGCUGGUGAAUUGCACAAAUUAAUGAGACUUAAGGUAGGGAUUUGUUAAGUAACAAAUAUCUUUUUUAGGAAGAGGUUGGAGAACUCUCUCAAGGAGAUGAGCAAAGAUUUAAGCAACUUACCCUGACCAAAGAAAAGGAAUUGUUAUCGAAGGCUGAAGUGAUUUGUUGCACUUGCAUAUCUGCGGCCGAUGCUAGGAUGAAAGACCGGGAAUUUCGAUGUGUCUUGGUGGAUGAAAGCACUCAAGCCACAGAGCCGGAAGUUAUGGUUCCAGUCCUGAAAGGCGCCAGACAGUUGGUUUUGGUCGGAGAUCAUUGCCAAUUGGGUCCGGUAGUUAUUUGCAAGAAAGCCGGGGUGGCAGGACUCUCUAAAUCUUUGGUUGAGAGAUUGGUGAUGCUCGGAAAUCGUCCAGUCAGACUUCAAGUACAAUAUCGUAUGCAUCCCGCGCUAUCCGUUUUCCCCAGUAAUGUUUUUUACGAGGGAUCCUUGCAAAAUGGUGUUACCGAAGGUAAUUUUUUGACGUAGCGAAUAUGUAACUUCUUUAGCUGAGCGUAUUCUCAGAAAUGUGAGUUGGAGCUUUCCGACUCCUGAAAAACCGAUGAUGUUCUGGAAUUGCUGUGGUCAGGAAGAAAUCAGCCCUUCAGGAACGUCGUAUCUCAAUCGUGCUGAAGCCGUUUUUGUGGAAAAACUAACCACCAGAUUCUUGCAAGCGGGGUUUAAGCCUGAGCAGAUUGGGAUUAUUACCCCAUAUGAAGGACAGCGAGCUUACAUCGUUCAAUUUAUGCAGUCGCAGGGGACUCUGCACAGUAAACUAUAUUUGGAUAUUGAAGUUGCCAACGUCGAUGCGUUUCAAGUAAUUUAUUAAUUUUUAUUUAUUUUUUCCUAGGGAAGAGAAAAAGAUCUUAUUAUUGUAACGUGUGUAAGAUCAAACUCGACUGGCGGAAUUGGCUUUUUAAACGAUCCCCGGCGUUUGAAUGUUGCUUUAACUCGUGCCAAGUAUGGUCUGGUUAUCGUGGGAAAUGCCAAGGUUUUGGCCAGACAAAUGUUGUGGAACAACUUGUUAACUGUCUUCCGUAACAAGGGUUGCUUGGUCGAAGGAGCCCUCAACAAUCUGAGGAAGUCCAACAUGGAACUGCCGAAACCGAAACCCGUCUCAGAGAGAGAAAUCAGAGCGCAUGGGUUUAUGAAUUUAUCUUUAUUCUCCACUGCCGAUGCUUCGUUUAAAAGGGGCGGGGAUGAGCAGUCUGGUUUCUACGCUAAUGGCUCUUUCGAAGAUCCACAGGGAUCUCUUUAUGCCAGUUCUGUCCUUGGUGGUGCUUCGCUCCCAGUACCGAUUCAUAUGUUUGGAAAUUCAAGUGUCAAUCCUGAGAACGGAGAGGCCUUCGGAACUUAUGAUCGAAAUGGUAAGCACUUUUCCACAAAGAAUAUAAAUAUUGAACUUUUAGUCCCUUUGGUCUGGCCUCCAGCUCCUGGGUCUGGUAAAAUUGACGCGGAACUCCCGAGUUGGGAUUACAAUUCUGGAAGAAGAAGACAGAUCCCUUCAGUGUUAUCCAGCUCCAGCCAAGAUCACUACAACAGUUCCUUUCAAGGGUUCUCUCAAGACCAUGAUGUAUAUUCCUCCAGCCAAACUGACGGAUGA
Molecule: messenger RNA, 3361 nt
Organism: Bursaphelenchus xylophilus (pine wood nematode)
Lineage: Eukaryota; Metazoa; Nematoda; Chromadorea; Rhabditida; Aphelenchoididae
Source: the annotation of a GenBank genome assembly